CUGCAGGGCCGUUAAUGAUUUGCAGGAUGACGUGGGGACUAAAGGGCUUUCCAAGGGUCACUGCUGGGAAGCGCCCGACACGAGGAGCAGUGGGGCAAAAUGGUGACUCUGAGCGACUUCCAAAGGGUUGGUGUGGGGCUGGUCGGUUUCGGCAUCUUCUUCAUCCUCUUUGGGAUGCUCCUAUACUUCGACUCGGUGCUGCUGGCCUUUGGGAACAUCCUCUUUCUCUCCGGUUUGGUCUUCAUCAUCGGCUUCAGGAGGACCUUCACCUUCUUCUUCCAAAGGCAAAAGAUGAAGGGCAGCAGCUUCUUCCUUGGGGGGGUCCUCAUCGUCCUCAUGCGCUGGCCGCUCCUGGGGAUGCUGCUGGAAGCUUAUGGCUUCAUCACACUCUUCAGGAGUUUUUUCCCCGUGGCUUUUGGCUUUUUGGGCUCGCUGGUGAAUAUCCCUGUUCUGAACAAGCUCUUGGAGAAACUGGGUGACAGCAGCUCCAUAGUGUGACCACGGGAUGGAUAAUGUCACAGGUGGGACAGCACGAGUGGUCCUUCAGUCCUGCUGGGGGUUGGAGAUGGUUGUGCUGCAGGGAUGGUGCCUCGCAGGCUGCGCCAGGCAGGCUUUGUAAUUAUUAUUAUUAUUAUUAUUAUUAUUAUUAUUAUUAUUAUUA
Messenger RNA from Lagopus leucura (white-tailed ptarmigan), 661 nucleotides. It is a transcript of the gene GOLT1A, whose product is annotated as golgi transport 1A. Gene Ontology annotation, cellular component: endoplasmic reticulum; membrane. The coding region runs from base 100 to 498 and encodes 132 amino acids. The record is from RefSeq and is a predicted model, not a curated record. Lineage: Eukaryota; Metazoa; Chordata; Aves; Galliformes; Phasianidae. The transcript has 5 exons. Gene Ontology annotation, biological process: endoplasmic reticulum to Golgi vesicle-mediated transport; retrograde transport, endosome to Golgi.